Cuscuta europaea is the source of this 1179-nucleotide messenger RNA. The record is from the annotation of a GenBank genome assembly. NCBI's taxonomy places the organism in Eukaryota, Viridiplantae, Streptophyta, Magnoliopsida, Solanales, Convolvulaceae.
UUCCUUUUCUUUAGCCAUGAGAGUUGCCACACUGUUAGUGGAGAUCAUGCUUAACUCUAGCUCAUGUAAAGACUAUUUAAAUGCCUUCGUUCAUUUUCAGUUUAAUUAAUGAGAGACACUUUGCAUCAUUUCUUUUCUUUCCUUAGUUAAAGUUAACAUUUGGUAUCAGAGCUUUAAGGAUUCUUUCCUUGGGCCGUGUUGAGUGUUUACGAGGGAGUGAAACACUAUUCUUGGAGGGAACUAUCACCAUGCAGAACAACAAUGGGAGUGGAAGUUCUCUCAAUCAACUGCCUAUCUUCAAAGGAGUGAAUUUUCAUUUUUGGAGUCUAAAAAUGAAAACUCUUUUCAAAUCACAAGAACUUUGGAGCUGUGUAGAGAAUGACUUUGAAGAUGAUGGCACUGAAGAACCGGAUCAAAACUUAAGGGAGAAAAGAAAGAAGGAUGCAAAGGCCUUGUAUAUCAUCCGACAAUCCUUGGAUGAUGCAGUGUUUCCACGCAUUGCAGCAACUUCUACAGCAAAAGAGGCAUGGAAAAAUUACUUAAUCAAGAGUAUGUAGGAGAUAAGAAGGUAGUAGCUAUUCGUCUGCAGUCCUUGAGAAGAGAGUUUGAGAACCUGCAGAUGAAACAAAAGGAAUCAGUUCCAGAUUACAUCUCAAGGGUGACUGGUUUAGUUCAAGAGAUGAGUACUCUUGGUGAGCAGCUCACAUCUAAACAAAUUGUUGGGAAAACUCGUAGAAGUCUUACCAAGAAAUAUGAGCAUGUUGUUGCAGCAAUUGAAGAGUCAUAAGACCUUGAAACUUACACAUUUGAGGAGCUGAAAGGCUCUCUUCAAGCUCAUGGAGAAAGGUUGAGCAAAGAUGAGGAUCAGAAGGAUGAAAAGACAUUCCAAGUGAAAGAUGAACCCUCUAAUUAUCACAAAUCUCCAUCAAAUGCAGGCAGAGGCAGAGGUAGAGGUGGUUCAAGGGGCAGAGGGCAUGGGAGAGGUCCACACAAUGAGGGAAGAGAUCAAACCUCUCAACCUCAAAAGAGUCCUCUCAAAUGUUAUUUGACGAGCACUUUGUCACGGUGCGUCAAAAUAAUUUCAAUACUAAACACUUAUACAUAGUAUAGCGUAGUAGAGUUCGUAUCCACAGGGAAAGGAACGAUUUUCUUUCUAUGAAACUAGUAAUGAAAAGGGGG